Molecule: messenger RNA, 706 nt
Organism: Protopterus annectens (West African lungfish)
Lineage: Eukaryota; Metazoa; Chordata; Ceratodontiformes; Protopteridae
Product: lysophosphatidylserine lipase ABHD12-like
Exons: 6
Coding region: 14-706 (230 amino acids)
Source: RefSeq, a predicted model, not a curated record
UUUAUUUGCAGUUAUGAGAAAAAGGCACAAUUCCGUGGAGCACGAUAAUUGUGCCACUAGCACUGUGGAGAAAGAUUGCCUUUUAAAACACAACCUAAGAGUAGCAGAGAAAAAGAAAGACCAGGACACUUCUUCAGCAGAUUUAGAUUCCGGUGCUACCAUGAAACGAGUCUUUGGGAUCCGUCUGAGGCGAGGUGGAUUCCUGUUCCAUGUCCGGAAGAUGUUUAUGUGGAUACUUAUCCUAUAUGUAGCCAUUCCAUUUCUUGUCAAACUCUGCCCCUCCAUUCAAGCAAAACUAGUCUUCCUCAAUUUUGUGAGAGUGCCAUAUUUUAUAGACUUGAAAAAUCCACAGGCACUAGGUCUGAACCAUACAUGGAACUUUUACUUGCAGCCGGAUGAAGAUGUGAAGAUAGGGGUUUGGCAUACUGUUCCUACAGCUUUAUGGAAAGAUGCACAAGGAAAGGAUCAGACAUGGUACGAAGACAGCCUGGCCUCCAGCUACCCUGUAAUUCUGUACUUACAUGGCAAUGCAGGGACAAGAGGAGGGGAUCAUAGAGUACAACUCUACAAGGUUUUGAGUUCACUGGGUUACCAUGUCUUGGCAUUUGAUUACAGAGGUGAGCAUUAUUCAUACCUAGGGAAUAGAUUCCCAAAAUGUUACAGAAAUAUUUUAAGCUAUGUCAAUGGGUGUGUUGUCCUUCUGUGA